UGCUGUGUUUCACAUAGUUUUGGUCGUAUUUAGGGUAUUUUUAUUUAAAUUUUAUAUAUCAUAUUUUAAGCAACUUCAUGUGCGAUAGGACACCUCGAAUAACUGCAACUGCGCCGCGAUGUUUGCGCUGUUGCCCACCCUGCUGUAAUCCCUGUCUCUGCUGUCCGCCGGCCUGCUGUGAGCCAUGCACUGCCUAUUGCUUUUUCGACUUGGAGUCGGCGGUAUUUGACACGCGUCAUAUUUAUCAACGCGCCUGUCGCGAACUGCUGGCCAGCUAUAAUAAGACCCUGCCCGAGGAGGUGCUUAUGCGCUGUGGUCCCAUGGAGACGCACGAGAUGGCCCAGUUAAUAUGCCGCAAAUGCGAGCUGCCCGUGCUCUGGGAGAACUUCCUGGUGCAGCUAAAUGAACACACCUGUGAGCUGAUUGCCAAUCCGCCGCUGAUGGAAGGCGUCGAGCGUCUCGUCAAGCAUUUGUAUGACAAUUGCAUUGGCCUGGCGCUGAUUACCUCCAGCACUAGAGCGCUAUACUGCAAGAAGAUACGCGGCCGCGAAGAGUUCUUCGCUAUGUUCAACGUUGUGCUCUGCUCCGAUGAAUAUAAUCGUCCCAAGCCAGAACCGGAUUGUUAUUUAAUUGCCAUGUCGUUACUCUGUGAUCCGCCCUGUGUGGAAUGCUGUUUGGCCUUCGAUGGAACCACCAAGGGCGUGCAGGCGGCCAGGGAGGCGCACUUGCAGGUGAUUAUGUUGCCGGAUCCCGAUCUGCCCUGUUGCUGGUCUGAGCUGGCCACGCAACGCCUUGAAACGCUUGUCGACUUUGAUCCCGAGGAGUUUGGCAUGCCGUAUCUGGAACCCUUACCUGAACCACCGCCGGCACCGUCGGUUCGUGCAAGUGCAGACGAUCAGGGACCCAUCGCCAUAAAGUCGGAAGAGGAGAUUAUAACCAGCGGACAGGACGAAGAGGAGCCGCCGGAGACAAACGUUGAGGAGCCACCCACAGAACCAGCUUAGAUUUUAUAUAUAUACAUACAUAUAUGAACAAAGUUUUAUCAAAAAAGCUAAACAACCAAAUUUAUAGUUUUAUUA
This is a messenger RNA of Drosophila virilis, 1079 nucleotides long. RefSeq names its product probable pseudouridine-5'-phosphatase. Gene Ontology annotation, molecular function: phosphatase activity. Lineage: Eukaryota; Metazoa; Arthropoda; Insecta; Diptera; Drosophilidae. The record is from RefSeq and is a predicted model, not a curated record.